Messenger RNA from Strongylus vulgaris, 740 nucleotides. The record is from the annotation of a GenBank genome assembly. NCBI's taxonomy places the organism in Eukaryota, Metazoa, Nematoda, Chromadorea, Rhabditida, Strongylidae.
AUGAAUAAAUAUCGAAUAUGCUGUCAGGGGAUCUACGGCGAUUGCUCCGAACGAACUUAUUGCUUUAGAUCUAAGUAUCGUGAAAUGCAAUUCCAAACGCGUAAAUCACUUGUUGCUGAUUUUUUGGGUGAAUUGGAUUCUAUCCUUACGCAGUUUGACAAGGAAAUAGAUGCGGCGUCUGUUCAUCAGGGAAAGCAAAUUAUUGACAAACUAACGGGUGCACUGUAUCUGGGUGAGUUGGUGCGUCGGAUUUUAUCGCAGUUGGUUUUGGAUAGAGUGCUGUUCGAUGGUCAACCCUGUGAAAAACUUGAUGAACCGGAUGCGUUCCCUACCAAAUACAUCAGCGAGAUACUGGCCGAGGAGGAGGAUAGUUACAAAAGUUGCCGCCGUAUCUGCGAUGAGUUGGAUGUGCCAAUGCAUGGAUCCGGUGAUUACCACAUUAUUCGUGAUGUUUGUUACGCAGUCUCCGAUCGUAGCGCUGCCAUUGUUGCCGCUGCCAUAAGUGCCCUACUUCGUCAUCUGGAUGUGUCACGAGUUAAAAUCGGUGUUGGAGGAGCUUUGAUCCAAUUUCACCCGAUCUAUCACAAAUUGCUCCAUGAUAAACUUGUUGAUCUCGCUCCUUUGGGAACAGAGCGGCGCGCCAUCACCGUAUGGGUGGAACACGCGUCCGCCGCUGGUACGGCAAUGGCGCGCCGCUCGUACGGAUUCCUUAACAAUCGCCCGCCGUUGGUACGGUGAGG